This is a messenger RNA of Penicillium cataractarum, 2502 nucleotides long. RefSeq names its product DUF3433 domain-containing protein. The transcript has 2 exons. The coding region runs from base 1 to 2502 and encodes 833 amino acids. Lineage: Eukaryota; Fungi; Ascomycota; Eurotiomycetes; Eurotiales; Aspergillaceae. The record is from RefSeq and is a predicted model, not a curated record.
AUGUCGGACUCUCCUACACCUCGCAAUUUUAGUCUACGAAGCGUGAGCACAAGCAAACCUCAAGUCUACCAGACAGAGUCGCGGCAAUCUGUCGCUGCAUCAGACGACUAUUAUUCUUUCUCGGACCGGACGGCGUCAUCUACUCCGGAUAGUCGUGUUACAGCAAUGCGUUAUGAAACUGCCGACUCACACCACUCUUCUCAACCAUUAGCUCCUACAGCCCCUGCGACGCAACAGUCGCAACCUCACGCAAUGCCCCAGUCCACUCAACACUUCCAACAACAGCAACAACUCGCGCCAGAGGACCUUGGCUCACCUCGCCCAGGUACAGCCAGUACAGUCCGAUUCGGAGAAGACAGGGUUGUCCAUCUUAGCCCUAGAUCAGAUGAUACUGUCAGACAAAUCGCAGACGACUAUGCUGGCCCAGCACCCACACCCGGCCUAGACGAUUCGCCCUAUGUUCGCUUCGCUAUAGAUCAACUUACCCGUGAUGAGGAAGUUGGGGCUCCUCGAAGACAUGACUCAGUCUCCACCAAUCAAGACUACCCAACUGAUCGACUAGUAUGGGAUCAAGGGCUGGGAUACUUCACUCGCGCCCGUACACCUCUUCGACACACGGAGACACCACCAAGACCGAACUUCCAAUCGCCAUCCCCUCAAGCACUACCCCAGCGGCCAGACUCGAUUGACCCAGAGUCUUUUGUUGCUGUUGACCCACCAGAGCAGAGUCUGCUUUACCCACCUUUGGAUUACCUUCCUAUGGUCUUGCAGCCCUGGGGUUUGCUCGGUCUUAUAUUCUGCUGCCUGCUCAUGAUUGCAGGCGUGGUGUUUUGCAACAUCUGGCCCCAUCGCCACCAAGGUCUCUGGGACUAUAAUGGCCAGGGAGGUGCUCGGUAUUUCGUCAUGCAGUUCCUCCCUCAGAUUUUGGCAGCUCCCAUUAUAAUCUGGUCCUUUAUCGUCCAAGCUGCUGUAUAUCGGAUUUCUCCAUUUGCGAUGUUGGCGGCGGAGCGGAAACGAGGAUCCGUCUCGCAAGGGUUGCCCAUUCUUCCAAGAAACUUCGUCUUCCCUGAUUUUUCCCAUUUCCGGUACGGGGAGCCUCUGUUUGGAUUCUCACUCUUCACGAUUUGGCUGUCAAAUUUCUUUGCUAUACCCCUCCUGAGCUGCAUCUUCCAAGCCAAGUACUAUGUCAUUGAUGGGCAAGGUGUAUGGAGAUGGACUUCUGUCCAGGCCCUCGGCUGGACUUUGGUGGCAGCUUACGGUCUUCAGGUCAUUGGUUUGCUACUGCUUGUGAUUCGAUUCAUUCGAGGCUGGACUGGUCUGAUGUGGGAUCCAAUUUGCCUGGCAGACCUGAUCUCCAUCAUCCAACGAUCCAACAUCCUCCAUGAUUAUGAGCAUUCGGAGACUGUUCCUUCCGUGAAGCAAACUCUGGACCCUCGUGUCCUGCGACUUGGAUAUUGGAAAUUAUCUAUGAAGCCCGAGAUCUUCUAUGGAAUCGGUGAAGUGGAUGCUCCCAUUCGAACCCCAUCGCUACACCAGACCGACAAGAGCCGAGAGAAACAGCCUCAUGGCAUGGCUAAAGUUCGAUUUGAUCUCGAGCACAAUGGUGCGUUUGCCAACGAUCCCUUCGAUCACCACCUGUACUCUCCAUUUACUCGAUACCGCUGGACGCCUUGGUUCCUUCGCAAGCCCUCCAUCGUGGUAUGGACCAUCAUUGUGUUUGCCCUCUUCAUUGCCUUCGUCACCGUCAGCUUCGUGAACAAUGCGAUCAAGAGUGGCUUCCCGCCCAAACUCCCAACCCUGCCAUCCAUAAGUGCGUUCUCCUCUUCGAACUUCCUCUACAGCUUCAUACCAGCGGUGAUUGGAAAUAUCCUAUUCCUCGCCUGGCAACCGAUUGACAUCUAUUUCCGCGCCCUCCAACCCUUUGUCGAACUCUCUGCUCCCACCGGCGCAUCCGCCGAUAAGAGUCUCCUGCUUGCCUACCCAUCCUCCCUCCCCAUCCAAGUGACCCUCCAGGCCAUCAUCAACGGACACUUCAAGGUAGCCUGGCUCUCAUUCAUGAGCCUCGUCUCCGUGGCGAUCCCCAUCCUGGCCGGUGGUGUAUUCAUCGCUCUCUGGUACCCAGAUCACGAAGACGUCCGCAUUUCCUCACUAAUGCCCGCCUACUACGCCCUUAUCGUAUUCUGUGGCCUUUACGCCGUCUCCUUCCUAGCAAUCUGGCCGGGUCGUCGCCGCUACCUGCCACACGAUAUCACCACCCUCGCCGAUCUGAUGAGCUACCUUUAUCAAUCCCCCCUUCUUGCGGACAAACUUCUUCGCGAACCGCGCAGCAAGACUGAUCUUGUGACCCGUCUUAUCGUUGCGCCUCCUUCCGAGCGAAUGUUGCCUACGUAUGGCUUUGGAAUUUACGUCGGUCGCGAUGGAAAAGAGCAUCUUGGUAUUGAUCGCUUCCAUCGACCUGGCCGUACGGAUAUGUUGAUUACGACUGGAACGAUGAAAACCUGA